AAAAAAAAAAUUCCUUAAUUAUGUGGUUGGUAGAAACAGGAAAUUCGUAUAUCUGACAAAGUCAUAGCUUUGAUCCAAAUCACCGAAGCCAUAGGCUGAAAAGUAGCCACCAAAUCAAAAAAAUUAAAAGAAAUUAGUAAUGUAUUACUUGAAAGUUCUCGAUUAAUUAAAAAUCAACACCCCCACAAAGGUAGCCUUUUUACCUUUUAAGUUUCUUGGGCAAAAAAACUGAUUCAAUCCUUACUACACACCACAAGACUGAAGCAAAGGCAAAAUAUGUACCGAUCCGCAAGCUGGAGCCGUGUUACUGAGGAUUACUCAGUACCUUGGUCUGCGCCAAAGGGAUUAUGGAAAGGCCUAGACGAAGACGAGCCGACUACAUACGAUCCUAUGAGCCAGGAAGUGACAAAGAAAGAGAAGUCACGUGCUAAAUUUGCUGAAAACGCUGUUCACAUAAUCCCCUUUGUCCUUCUCGCUUGUGCUCUCAUCCUUUGGUUUUUCUCUAAUCCAAAUGUGGAUGUUGGGGUAAAAGAGGAAUCCAUUGCGGCUAGGAUCAAAGGAUUAACCAUUGAAGGAGACAUUGACAAUGACAGCGACGGAACACAGACCGGAUUCUUAGGCACCGCCACAGAAGUGGAAGGUUCAUAUAAGUCGAAGCUAAAACGCGACGUUAAUAAGCGUCAUCGGAGGAUACAAACUUCAAGGAAAGUGGUGAAAGGAUUUCAUUAGUAUUUUUUUGGGGUAAAAAGGAGUUCCCUACAUUAGUUAACAACUUAUAUCGAUUUUUAUUUCCUAUUUUCCCGCAUUUUGAUUGAGAUGUGUUACUUUGGUUACGUUUUGCUUUAUAUUUUCUCAAAUAAUAUCCACCAGAACUACAUUAAUGAAAAAGUCUAAUGAUAAAGAGCUAUUCCGUUGGUAUUAUUUCCUACUUAUUUUCUUUUUAACAAACGACUAUAGACUAUAAUUAUAGAAAGUCUCAACAACAACAAAAAAUCUCUACAAAAUAUUUCUGAACCUACCAAGUUUGCAAAACAGAAACGGCUGUCGAGGUCUUCUAGGAUAUAAAAGAUGCUUCUAAACACAUGUGCCAGAUCUAGAGCUUCUCUCCCCUUCACUCUUCACCAUUCAAACGUUGUCGUUUUGAUUAACGUCUUAACUUAUCUCCCACGGAUCAACCCAGAAAUAGAACACCAUUGCCAAUUAUUUAAAUCUAAACGUUGAUCACAGUUGUCUUCUGUAAAUUAAAGUAAUAUAAAUGUGUUUUUUUUUAAAAAAAAUAAGUAAUAUAAAUGUUGUAGUAUACUUUAUUGAUGCAUCUUUAAAUUUUUUAACGAUUUCGUAUCUUUCACCAUACUCCGCUGCCGACUUGCCCUUAAAAUAUUGAUCGACAAUAUUAUAGAUGUUCAUGUCACAAAAAUUAACCGUAACUAUAAUAUAUGUUUUUGCAUUUUUCAUAUCAAAAAUUUACAGCAGGAAA
Molecule: messenger RNA, 1477 nt
Organism: Brassica napus (rape)
Lineage: Eukaryota; Viridiplantae; Streptophyta; Magnoliopsida; Brassicales; Brassicaceae
Exons: 2
Coding region: 277-729 (150 amino acids)
Source: RefSeq, a predicted model, not a curated record